Blastomyces gilchristii SLH14081 is the source of this 822-nucleotide messenger RNA. RefSeq lists its product as uncharacterized. NCBI's taxonomy places the organism in Eukaryota, Fungi, Ascomycota, Eurotiomycetes, Onygenales, Ajellomycetaceae. The record is from RefSeq and is a predicted model, not a curated record. The transcript has a single exon. Bases 67 to 375 code for a protein of 102 amino acids.
CACGCAAAUAUAAAGUAUACCCACUAUAUAUGUAAAACUAUACCUCCACGAUAAAUUUUCUUCCCAAUGAUUGAUUUCGAAGUACUAAGGAAGCACCAGUCGCGACUUCUCGUGCGACAACUAGGCGGCGUGGUGAUGCUUGGGCUGAAAAAGGGGGCAAAAGACAAGGUCGCCGAGCACCUUCACAGUGGGAUGGGAUAUCUGCGGCACCCCUGGCCACUCGCCAAUCUGACGGAUCAGUUUACAACCAACCUGAGAUCUUGCCCCGUCACCCUUCCUGACGUGCGUGCGAUUUGUUUCCCGGAUUUCUCGCCUACUACAUCUGUUGGAAUAUAUAGUGACCUCAAAAUAACGGCCCCUUCAGAUUCUCCAUGAAAAGGAUUUUUCAAGUGCGUACCCUGUUAUUAUGUAUCUGAAAGCACGUAUGAAUUCGCCACCAAAAACCCAUGCGUGACUUGGGAAUUCGAACACUGCUUGAUUGGGUACGUGUGCAUGUGCUGCGACGAAACGUGUGUGCAAUAUAUGCAAUGUUUUCUAUCAGGUACGUAAUGUAUGGAUGGUUCAUCCGCUCAGUCGGGAUGCAGCGCAAUGGGCAAUGUUGGAGGGUUUGAGAUUGAGCACUCGUGUUGUCGGUAGGGUAGAAUAUUGCCUCUUUUUUAUUUUUUAUUUUCUAUUUUUUGGGGGGGGUUGGUUGGUUGGUUUUGUGCAUCAAUGCAUGCAGGUGGUGCUGGCAUGGGUGGAGCUGAAAGUCUACUUUUCAUGCAUUAAUGCACAUACUACUAAGAAAUAAUUCAACUCAGAUUUCAUAUCAAUCGCCCCAUA